AUGCCCCCAAACUACCUCGAAGAAACCGUCGAAGACGAAAUAGAAAAACUUCGCAAUGGGAUCGAACGCCUCAACGUCAAAAUCCUACACAACAAAAGAUCCUUAAACCGUAUCCAAGCUCGCAAAGCCCGUUCCAUCAAAAAAUGCCACACUAAGAUCGCCCUCAAGCUUAACCAGAUCGCCGCGCUAAGUCCCAAAUCCGAUCCAGCCACAAACAAGAAGGGUGAUCAAGACUCAUCAUCUACCACAAAGAACGAAUCGGAAGAGGAACAGUUACUCGUUAGUACAAACUGGAAUAAACCCACCAAGAAACAGGUAGCAUGGCAACUUGAACGACAUAUCCAAUGGGAGACCCGAAACCCACCCUGGAAAAACCGCGGCGAUCUACACAAGAUCCUGGAUCUACGAACUGGAGCUGAACUCGAGCAGGGAAUGCCUCUUGGAGCUGGGAAUACGAGUCUGAAUCCGAAGUACUGUCGUCUUGAUCCGCAGGGAUACAAAUGGGGACUUCCUGCUUCGGCGCUCUUGAAUUAUGCAAGAAAGUUCUUUGUUGAUCCGGAAGAAUGGAUUCUUAUGGAUAAGCCGAGGUCUGUGCUCAUUUCUAUGGAGUCUUGGUUCUUUUCACUUUCUGAUGAACAGAGAGAUGAACUUCCUGAUUGCGCGAAUGAAUGGACUGGGAUGCCGGAGGCUACUAAUUUGAUGUGGAAUCAAGCAGCUCAGGUGGGGGAACUUAAAUGA
Molecule: messenger RNA, 738 nt
Organism: Penicillium malachiteum
Lineage: Eukaryota; Fungi; Ascomycota; Eurotiomycetes; Eurotiales; Aspergillaceae
Exons: 1
Coding region: 1-738 (245 amino acids)
Source: RefSeq, a predicted model, not a curated record